Molecule: messenger RNA, 3746 nt
Organism: Catharus ustulatus (Swainson's thrush)
Lineage: Eukaryota; Metazoa; Chordata; Aves; Passeriformes; Turdidae
Gene: FSCN1
Product: fascin actin-bundling protein 1
Exons: 5
Coding region: 67-1539 (490 amino acids)
Biological process (GO): actin filament bundle assembly; establishment or maintenance of cell polarity; cell migration
Cellular component (GO): microvillus; cell projection membrane; ruffle
Molecular function (GO): protein-macromolecule adaptor activity; actin filament binding
Source: RefSeq, a predicted model, not a curated record
CGGCGGCGGCGCUCGGUGUCGUGCGCUCGGUGUCGUGCGCUCGGUGUCGGUCGGCGGCGGGGCAGGAUGACGGCGAACGGGACGGCGGAACCGGUGCAGAUCCAAUUCGGGCUGAUCAACUGCAGCAACCGGUACCUGACGGCGGAGGCGUUCGGGUUCAAGGUGAACGCCUCGGCUGCCAGCAUGAAGAAGAAGCAGAUCUGGACGCUGGAGCAGGACGGGGAGGACUCCAGCGCCGUCCUGCUCAAGAGCCACCUGGGCCGGUACCUGGCGGCCGACAAGGACGGGAAGGUGAGCUGCGACAGCGAGGAGCCGGGCCCCGACUGCCGGUUCCUGGUGCUGGCCCACGGCGACGGGCGGUGGUCGCUGCAGUCCGAGCCCCACCGCCGCUUCUUCGGCGGCACCGAGGACCGCCUGUCCUGCUUCGCCCCCGCCGUCUCUGCCGCCGAGAAAUGGAGCGUCCACCUGGCCAUGCACCCCCAGGCCAACCUCUACAGCCUGGCCCGCAAGCGCUACGCGCACCUGGGGCCCCGCCGCGACGAGCUGGCCGUGGACCGCGAUGUGCCGUGGGGCGUGGAUGCGCUCAUCACCCUCCUGUUCGUGGAUCAGCGCUACAGCCUGCAGAGCUGCGACCACCGCCUGCUCCGCAGCGACGGCCGCCUGGUCCCCGCCGCCGAGCCCGGCACCGCCUUCACGCUGGAAUUCCGCUGCGGAAAGGUGGCCUUUCGCGACGGGGAGGGUCGCUACCUGGCCCCCUCGGGGCCCAGCGGCACCCUCAAGGCGGGCAAGAGCGCCAAGGUGGGCAAGGACGAGCUCUUCGCGCUGGAGCAGAGCUGCCCGCAGGUCGUGCUGCGAGCCGGCAAUGAUAGGAAUGUCUCCACUCGGCAAGGGAUGGACCUUUCAGCCAACCAGGAUGAGGAGGGUGACCAGGAGACCUACCAGCUGGAGAUCAACAAGGACACCAAGAAAUGCGCCUUCCGCACCUACACCGGGAAGUACUGGACCCUCACCUCCAACGGGGGCAUCCAGUCCACGGCCUCCACAAAGAACGCGAGCUGCUACUUCGACAUCGAGUGGUGCGACAAACGCAUCACCCUGAAAGCUGCCAAUGGCAAAUACGUGACAGCAAAGAAGAACGGGCAGCUGGCAGCCUCCAUGGAGACAGCGGGAGAGACGGAGCAUUUCGUGAUGAAGCUGAUCAACAGGCCCAUCAUCGUCCUGCGCGGCGAGCACGGCUUCAUCGGCUGCCGCAAGGUCACCGGCACCCUGGACUCCAACCGCUCCUCCUACGACGUCUUCCAGCUGGAGUUCAAUGACGGCGCCUACAACAUCAAGGAUACCACUGGGAAGUACUGGAUGGUGGGGAACGAGUCGUCCGUCACCAGCAGCAGCGACACCCCCGUGGACUUCUUUUUUGAGUUCUGCGACUAUAACAAAGUGGCCAUCAAGAUCAAUGGCAAAUACCUGAAGGGCGACCACGCCGGGGUGCUCAAGGCAUCGGCCGACACCAUCGACGCCUCCACCCUCUGGGAAUAUUAAUGCACUUUAGGGUACCUCCCGUUGCCAACUUUUCUUUCCCUUCCUGUCCUCUCUUCCUUUGGGUUCUGUUUCUCCUCUCUGUAACAGGAUUUUCAGACUGGCUUGCCCUUCCCUCCUGCCAUAGAGUUGGUGCGUUGUGUGGGAGGUGGGUCUCCGUAAAUCCCUGUAAGAACUGGAACAUGGUGGGGCUGCCUGCCUAUAGCUUUGUAGAGGGGUCUGUCUCUAUCCCCCCAUCCCUGCCUCCCUCCAGGUUUGCUGGGCUUGGAAAUGGCUGUAUCCCCUCCUGGCCCUGAGCAUCACCUUAGGUAGUUUAUUUUCCUCUCCCCAACUAAAAAAAGGGAAUAAGAUCACCUCUGGGCUCGCUUCUGCCAUAUCAGCACUGGCACAGCUCAGACUGUGCUGCCAGUGUCCCCUGGAGCAUCCAUCCAUCCUGCCCUGCUCCAGUCAGGGGUGCAGUGAUGGUGCUGGGCUCAGCUGGCUCAGCUGGCUGGUCCCAGCAGCUUCUCUCCCCUCUGGACUGUGGGGCAGGUUCAUCCCCAGCUGAGCUGUAAGAGGUGACCUUACAUAUCACAGCAUCCCUGGGGAUGGGGCUGGUGUGUGCCAGCACUUCCCUGUGGAAGGGCCAGCAAGCUGCCCCUCCCCAAACACCUGGAAAUGAUUCUUUAGGGUGAUCCUGUCUGGAAAGCCUCAGCCUUUCAUCUCAUGGAGCCCCAUGCUCCUCCUGUCCCUCCACCCCUCCUUGUGCUUUUGGCUCUGGAGGAGCAUCCCAGACCCUGAUGGUGAGUCCAGCCUGCCCCCAGGCUGGUCCUGCUGCUGUGCCUGGAGGGGAGGGCGUGGGGGGACACCGAGCCAGCCCGUGCCAGGGUGGGGGCUCCACCCAGCCCACCUCCCGUGCCAGGGUGGGGGCUCCACCCAGCCCAUCUCCCGUGCCAGGGUGGGGGCUCCACCCAGCCCAUCUCCCGUGCCAGGGUGGGGGCUCCAUCCAGCCCAUCUCCCGUGGGCUUCGGUCCCGGCAGGAGCCGGGCUGGCCGACGGGAUCUCCCUGGGGCAUGGCUGGAAGCAUAAACUGCAGAUUUUGGUUUACAGAAUAGAAAAGUUCCUUAGCAAACUUUGCACAGUGAUAUUUGCUCAGUACCUUUGAUGUUGUUUUUUUCUCUCUCGUAAAAUACUGGAACAGUGAAGCGAAUCACUGAACACCUAAUGCUGAAUUAGGAAGCGCCCGCUCCCACGGGCACCCCGAGGGGGCAGCUCCUGCUCCCACCACCCCCAGGGCACCUGGGCUGGGCUCUCAUGAAUUGCAACCCUACUGGAAAAGGAAAAAAAGAAAAAAAAAGACCAAAACAGUAUUUUUGUUAGUCUCUAUUUAUAUAUGCUCUCCAUGGCACUGUGUGACCAGCUGUUGUCUGUACUAGGUCUGCAUUAGAGUUUUAACGCUGUCUGUAACGGGUGAUGCUGCGUGUUCCUUAGGGUGUUGAAAGGCACUUUAUCCUUUGGGGCCUUCCCAGGGCCGGUAUCUGCUCCCUACAAACACACCAAGGAGCCUUUUCCCGCGUGGGCCCCCUCUGCAGAGGGGCAGUGUUGGUGCCACCCCACGCCAAGGGUGCUCUCGGCAUCGCUGCCGUGCCAAACCAGGGCCGGUCCCCACUGCCGGAGCCAGGCAGGGGCUCGUCAGCCUUAAAGCCAUGAGGAGGGAGUCCCCUCCGCAGGAGCUCGGUGCUAAAUUCAGCUGGGAGAGCGAGCAGCUGGCCCCAGGCAGGGGACAGCUCUGGGCUGGGGUCCCUGGCGGGCGCAGGGGAUCCUGGCUGGCUCUACCUCGGCUCUGCGCUCACACCAGGGGCUGCCCGCGCCCCCGCGCUGCCCUCCAAGGACCGAGUGUCUCGCAGCCCUGUGUGACCCUGUGACUUGACACACACUCUGGCUGGCCUUCACCCCCUCCCCGUGUCACCUCCUCCCCGUCCCUGUCACAGUAAUUCCUGCUCUGGCUUCUCCCGUGUGACUCUAGGUCAAACAUCUCUCCUGUUUCCUCUUAUCGGGUGUCGUGACUCUCUGAAAACAUCUCACUCUGAAAAAUUUAAGUUUUGGGUUUGUUUUGGUUUUUUUUAUUAUUAUUAUUUUUUUUGUAAGUGCCAUUUGUAUAACUUAAAAAAGAAAAAUAGCUUCAAAUGGAGAAAGAUGAAUUAAAAAAUAAAACCUGCAUUCGGAUUCAA